This is a messenger RNA of Pseudocercospora fijiensis CIRAD86, 867 nucleotides long. RefSeq lists its product as uncharacterized. The record is from RefSeq and is a predicted model, not a curated record. Lineage: Eukaryota; Fungi; Ascomycota; Dothideomycetes; Mycosphaerellales; Mycosphaerellaceae. The transcript has a single exon. The coding region runs from base 1 to 867 and encodes 288 amino acids.
AUGGCAAACUCGAGCAUCGACUACAUUCUCUUGAACAAUUUCCCAGCCGCAGCGAAAGAUUGGUGUCACGCGGAGAAGGGACUGAAGAAGUCGCGACUGCAGCGCGUGCAGGAAAUUUUACGUCGAGGGCUUUAUGCGGUUGCUUUGGCGAUGCGAUGGCCAGGUCGACGCUGGUACAACCUCCAUCUCGGACAAUGCGUUCUCUACCCGGUGGUUGGCUUUGUGGCGUUCGAAGUCGCUAUGGUAGCAUGUCUUGCAGCACUUCAGAUCUUCCUCUGGAGCGGCAAUGAAAUGGCGUGCAUGACUGGAUGGGAUCCGUUGCCCGCCGAACGUAGGAGAAAGGCAUGGCUGAUAAAAACGAGAGUCGCGCCGUCGACUGGUCGCAAGCCUCUUUCGCUGGUGAACUCAGAACCUUUCUUUGUCGAGGGUGACGAUGCAACGGGAGAAUCUGUCGCAGCUACGGCAUAUCAUACCGUUACUGCUCAGCCUGGAGUGCAAAAUCUCAGCCUGGAAGAGCUGCGGCUGCAACACUACAGGGACGUCGGUCUCGCCCCAUCAACGCCACCUCCCAUGCACUCGCCAUUGCAGACACCGCAGAGUCACUCGGCAGCGAUACAUUCGCACCAGGAAGAUAGCUUCAUGCAGAGUGAGGAGUCCGAUAGCAGCACCUUCCCAAAGUGGAUAUCUGAACGAUUCAACGACUCGAUCUUCGACCCCUUCAUCAGCAGCAGCCGUCGCGACUCGUUUGGCCUUCGCGAUCAGUCUUUGGUAGCUAGCAGCGACACGGAAGAUGCCGGUCAAAAGACCAAUUCAUCGGUCCCAGACCUCCUCACAGGCAGCCCGGUGGUGGGAAGGAAGUUCAUUUGA